AUGGAGAGGUCUACCUGUAUCGUGGUGGCGUCCAACGAUCGGACAGCUUCUCUAUGGGACAUUGGUACUGCAAGGGUGGUCGCAACCUUGAAGCACGAUCUUGAAAUAAACAGCGCCAACUUCGAUGCCUCUGGUGUGGCUGUUGUCACUACCUCCCAAGAUCAGCUGGCGAAGGUUUGGGACGUAGCGUCUGGUGAGGUCUUAGCCUCGGUUGCACAUAGCAACUCAGUGUAUGCCGCCGCAUUCGACCCUUCGGGCGAGUUGAUCGUCACAGCUUCCGAUGACAAAACGGCUUCGGUAUGGGAGGCAGCCACUGGGUCGAAAGUGUGUACAGCAAGGCAUGAGCAUGCGGUAUACAGUGCUUCUUUUGACGUAUCGGGCGCACGCUUUGUCACGGCUUCGCGAGAUAGUUCGGCUUCUGUUUGGGAUGCACUGACUGGCGCCAAGCUGGUCACGAUGAAGCAUCGUGACAGGUGCAUGAACUCUGCCUUUGAUGCAACUGGAAAGAGAGUUGUCACAGCUUCCUUCGACAAAAGUGCGACGGUUUGGGAUGCUGUUAGCGGCACAAAGAUCUUCACAGCAAAGCACAGCAACUUAGUGUUCAGUGCGGCUUUCAAUGUGCUUGGCACUCACAUCGUCACGGGCGGGGAUGAUUUUGCCGCCAAGGUGUGGGAUAUAGCCAGUGGCAAAGAGGUAUCUACCCUUCGACACAAGGACCGCGUCUACAAAGCCGCGUUUGAUCCCACGGGCUCUCGCGUGAUUACAGCUUCAGCUGACUCUUCAGCUGGGGUGUGGGAUGCGUCCACUGGCACGCAGCUUCUGACCUUGAAGCAUUGUCGCGGUGUGUUGGAUGCUGCCUUUGAUGCCUCUGCCACGCUGGUCGCCACGGCUUCUGAAGAAGGCACAGCUGCAGUCUGGAGAGUGGAAUCUGGUGAGCGACUGCUUUCCUGUAGGCAUGAAGCAACAGUGAACAGCGUGGCGUUCAGCUGA
This is a messenger RNA of Symbiodinium natans, 990 nucleotides long. The record is from the annotation of a GenBank genome assembly. NCBI's taxonomy places the organism in Eukaryota, Dinophyceae, Suessiales, Symbiodiniaceae.